Molecule: messenger RNA, 690 nt
Organism: Colletotrichum abscissum
Lineage: Eukaryota; Fungi; Ascomycota; Sordariomycetes; Glomerellales; Glomerellaceae
Product: DJ-1/PfpI family protein
Exons: 2
Coding region: 1-690 (229 amino acids)
Cellular component (GO): cytoplasm
Molecular function (GO): glyoxalase III activity
Source: RefSeq, a predicted model, not a curated record
AUGACCAAGAAGGUUCUUAUUGUACUCACCUCUUGUGGCACAAUCCCAAAGAGCGGCAAGCCCACUGGCUGGUAUCUGCCCGAGCUCGCUCAUCCAUAUGAUGUUCUAAGAGAUGCUGGAGUGGAGCUGGUCUUCGCGUCCCCUGAGGGCGGGAUUGCACCCCUUGAUCCAGCUUCCGUCAAGGUAUUCGGCAACGAUCCAUCAUCUCAGAAUUUCCUGAAGAAUCAUCAACACACUUGGGAAAACACUGAACGCCUUACCAUGUAUGCUGGUAGGGCAUCUGAAUUCGACGCCAUUUUCUUCCCAGGUGGACAUGGUCCGAUGUUCGAUCUGGCUUUCGACCAAGGGAGUCUGAAACUCGUCGCCGACUUUGCCGCACAGAACAAACCUAUUGCUGCUGUAUGUCAUGGGCCUGGAGCUAUCGUGAACGUCAAGAAUCACGACGGCAGCUAUUUGCUCGAGGGAAGACACGUGACCGGGUUUAGCAAUAUUGAGGAGGGCAAGGCUGGAUAUACUUCAGAGAUGAACUUUUUACUUGAGGAUCGUAUCAAGGAGGUGGGCGGCAAAUAUGCCACCGCUGAUGCUCCUUUCGGAGAGAUGGUAGUCACUGAUGGCAUUAUAAUUACUGGUCAGAAUCCAGCGUCUGCCUACGGCGUUGGACAGGCUAUUGUUAGAGCCUUGGGUCUUUAG